AUGUCCUACACAUUCAUCAAGCCUCUCCUGGUCCACAACAAGCCCAAAUACUGUACUCCGGCAACAACCAAGAUGGGUAUCGACAUCACCCGCCACCACGUCAAGAAAGGCGGCCGAACCGCCCCCAAGAGCGAGGACCCAUAUCUGCUUCUCCUUGUCAAGCUUUACCGCUUCCUUGCCCGCCGCACAGAUGCCAGCUUCAACAAGGUCAUCCUGCACCGUCUUUUCCUUUCCAAAACCAACCGCCCUCCCCUCUCUCUCUCUCGCAUCGUAAAAGAAACCGCCAACACCCCCGACCUGUCGUCCAAAGUCAUCAUCCAAGUCGGCACUGUGACGGACGAUAUCCGGCUGACGACCGUCCCGAAACUAAGCAUCGCCGCCCUGCGCUUCACCCAGGCUGCGAAGCAGCGCAUCCUUGCUGCUGGCGGUGAGGUCCUCACCCUCGACCAGCUUGCCCUCCGUGCGCCUACUGGAUCGAACACCGUCCUGCUGCGAGGAGUGAAGACCGCUCGUGAGGCCUACAAGCACUUCGGCAUGGGCCCCCACAAGCACAAGAAGCCGUACACCAUCUCGAAGGGACGCAAAUUCGAGCAAGGUCGUGGUCGCCGAAAGUCGAAGGGCUUCAAGGUGUAA
Molecule: messenger RNA, 633 nt
Organism: Cyclocybe aegerita
Lineage: Eukaryota; Fungi; Basidiomycota; Agaricomycetes; Agaricales; Hemipholiotaceae
Source: the annotation of a GenBank genome assembly